Messenger RNA from Symbiodinium sp. CCMP2592, 3333 nucleotides. The record is from the annotation of a GenBank genome assembly. Lineage: Eukaryota; Dinophyceae; Suessiales; Symbiodiniaceae.
AUGCCUUCCAAGGUUCAACGGCCUCCAGCUGAUGAUGGUUUCUACGUUGCAAUUCCCAGCUACAAGCGUGCGGAGUUGAUCCAGCGAAAGACGCUCGCAGUAUUGCAGAGGCACAGCAUUCCGAAGGACCGCGUCUACAUCUUUGUGGCAUCAGAGUCCCAGUACGCGGUGUACCGCUCUGCAUUGAGUCAGGAAUGGCAAAACAUUGUGAUCGGCGUGCCAACUUUGUGGAAUCAAAGGAAUUUCAUCACAAAGUUCUUCGCGGAGGGCACCCACAUCCUAUCCAUGGAUGAUGAUGUGGAGGACUUGUACCUUUGCGAGCCACUGUCGCCGCAAUCAAGCCCAGAAGUCAAGAGACUUCCCUUACCCAAGGGCGGUGUCUUGGCAAAGAUCGCGGCCAAUGCCAGGGAGAGGAUGCUGUCUGCUGGCUGCUUUCUUUGGUCGUUGAAUGUAAGUGACAAUCCUAUGUUCAUGCGUCACAAUGUACUGUUUACGAACGGCCUCUGCAACGGCUUCUUUUGGGGCUGCCUCAACAGGCACGACGAGGACCUCACAUUGAAGUAUGGCGAUGGCCAUGAGGAUGUGGAAAGGUCCGUUCGGUACUUCCAGAAGGAUGGUGCUGUGCUCCGCUAUAGUUUCAUCUGCGCGACAUCUAGGUGCAAGCUCAAUCCCGGUGGCCUGCAGGCCUCCAUGAAGCCUGGCCAGCGUGCCAAAGAAGAAGAUCGGAGUGCUGUGAUGCUUGUCGAGGAAUUUCCGCACCUUCUCAAGCUGGCUCCAGGCUCUGCUUUAGGUGUAAAGUUCCUGCGCAAUCUCAGUGACCAGCUCGCGGGUGAAGAGAUGCUCUCAUCGAAAGAACUCACCAUGCUGAUAGACCAGACGAGGACUUCUCUGCUUGAAGGUGCAGUCUGGGCAAAACUGCGGCGAACAAUCAACAAGGAUCGCCUUACAGUGGUGUCUGGGACCUUCCAUCGUUGCACCCACAAAGCGGCCUUGUUGAAGAAAGGCUGUGGAGGCUGGGCCGGCUGGGAGUUUGGCGACAGUGCCGCGUUUGAGUCGUGCAGCGGGUCGAAGGUGUGGUGGACUCGCUGCGAUGCUCGAAAGGUUCGUGCCAAUGGCGGCAGCAUCCACAGCCAGGUCUUUUGCCUCAGUGUUCCCGCGGCCUUUCGGCUUGCCGUCACCCUUCUGUCAAACAACUCAGGAAACGGCUUGCAUGUGGACAAAGAUCCGGAUACCCAGGGUCUUAUGGCAAGGAACUUGGAGCCGUCCCAAUGGCUACUUGUUUGGGAGCACUUUUCCGUUUUGCAGGAGCCGGUCGAAGGCGUGGUGGACUCGCUGCGAUGCUCGAAAGGCUUCAGCCUUUGUGCCGUACGCGCUCCAGACCAAGCCAUCCACAAUCUCUAUGUCAAGGAGCUCAACAUGUACCUUAACAAGAUCAACAGAAAGCCUGACAAGUUCAAGAUGGCGGUCCAGAUGCGCAAAAUCGAGGCGUGCUUAAGUGAAUGCAGUUCAGAGAACUCGAAUCACAAGUCCAAGCGCCGGGAUGACACCUGUUGGGAUGCAGCUUGGCUCUCGAUCCUUACCGAUGAGAUCGGCUCAGGCGGGGCCCUGCACUUCGUGGUUGCCAUGCUUCUGGUGUCUCUCCGUACCGCCUGUGCAGCCUUUCCAAUCGGUGGUCAAGCACCAGUCGUGUACGUCGAGGGUAUCGAACUUUUUGACCACAAGUACUUCCAAAUUGCCAUCAACGAGGCACGUGGUAUGGACCCCAUGCAGCGGCAUGUGCUCGAGGUCGGUGCUCAGAACCUCUUCAAGAUGGGGAUCACGAAAGAUAUAGCAAGCCGAACUCCGCAUCAUGCUGGCGUGUCUGUUGGCCUGGAUAAGGAUGACUACGACUCACUCCCUAAGACUCCUGAGCUGCAAGGCUCGGCCAACGUCCAAGCCAUCAUUGCAAACCGCUUCAGCUUCAUCUUCAACCUCAAAGGUCCAAAUUAUGUUGCUGACACCGCUUGCUCGGCUUCGCUCACAGCCACGCAUCUGGCCAAGUUCAUGCUCAGAGAUCAGACGAUAGACAAGAUUGAGUUCCAUAUCGCUCUUGGUAUUCAUCAGUGCUUGUCGCCAUUCCCUUUCGUGGGCAGCUCACAGACCCACAUGACCUCUGCGCGAUGCCGUACGUUCAAUGCUACAGCUGGUGGCUACAUGCGUGGUGAUGGCUGCAGUGGCCUGACGCUGAAGCCUGGCGACUUGCCAGACGAGCGCGAUGCCAUCUGGCGCGGCUCCAUGGUCGGUCAAAACGGCAAGUCAGCUACUCUCACAGCCCCGAAUGGCAUCUCGCAAGAGGAAGUUAUCUGGAAAGCCAUCCGAGAGGCCAAGAUCUCUCCGACAGAGUCCUGUGUCUGGAGCUGCCACGGAACAGGGACCUCGCUAGGCGAUCCCAUCGAAGUCGGCGCAGUUCGCAAGAUUCAGAACAAGGAGCAGCGGGACACAACGCUACUUGUCGUCACGAACAAGUCACAAACUGGGCAUUUGGAAGGUGGAGCUGCCAUGACCUCUUUGCUGGCAGCAGUAUUUCAGGUGAAGGCUUCGUCUGCGAUACCCUGCUGCCACUUACGUCAGCUGAAUCCGCAUUUGGACCAGACCAAUUUCAAUGCAGUGUUCAACAGCGAGUUGAACUCCUAUCAGUACUCACAGGGCAACGUGCACGUCUCUUCCUUCGGCUUCGGUGGCACAAAUGCCCACGCCAUCUUCUGGGGAGAGAACGUUUACCAUGCACCAAGCAAUGCAGAGCUCUACCAGAAACGCAUCUGGAGCAUGUCGCCACCCGAAGUGAGGGUCAAUGGAAGUGACCCUGCUUUGUGGGAUUGGGACGGCCCGGACCAGGUGAUUCUCCCAGGGGACAAGUACUCUAUCGAAAUGAAUCCUGACGAUCCACCCAACGCUCCGCAGCGGUGGUUCAAGGAGGACACCGGGGUCGAGCAUGACGAGGGCGAGGAUGAGGUCUACUGCCUCACAGGCCCUUUCAAUGAGUGGGAUCUUGAGCAGAUGGAGGACGGACCAGUUCCGGGUCUCUGGACCCUAACGGUCAAGGUCCCCAGCAGUGGGCAGGUGGAGUUCCGCAUCCUGAGGAAUGGGAACGAAGACGAGGUCAUCUAUCCUGAUAUGGACAAGUGCUCUCAAAAGCUCACGCCCAUUCAUGGGCCCUCGAAAGAUGAUCAGAGGAACGCCAAGAACACUUGGCUCGCCGAAGGAAUUCCAGGCUCCAGCAUCAAAGUCGAUUUCUUUAGUUGCAGAGGAAUCCGCAGCAUCAACUGGAUGCAGGCCACCCCUGUGCUUAUGUGA